This is a messenger RNA of Symbiodinium sp. CCMP2456, 1285 nucleotides long. The record is from the annotation of a GenBank genome assembly. Lineage: Eukaryota; Dinophyceae; Suessiales; Symbiodiniaceae.
CGUGGACUGGACCAGGUUCCAGGUCGAGCCCGACGAUGGGGCGCCGCUGGAGUGGGCUAAGAAGGGCCGAUGGGAGCGCCUUCGCCUGGCCUCCGCCAGGCCGUCGGCAGACACCUUCGACUUAGGCGGCUUGGCUUUCCACCCCGCCGUCGCGGCGGGUCGGCGCCUCAUGCCGUGCGCCACAACGCCGGCACCCACCGACGAGGGCCGGCCCAAACCUCGGGCCACCAGACGAAAGACGUCCAAGGAUACCGACGCCAGGUGGAGCGACGGCAAGCGCCAAUACGCCCCGUGGCACUACCAAAUCGAGGCCAUGCUUCAGGACAGCCAGGGCGUCCUGCACCUGCCCACGGCAGAGAUCAAGGAGCAGCUGCACGGCAUCCCCACCGGUUAUACGGCUCAGGCGGGGGUCGACGACAGGACUCGCCACCGCAUGAUUGGCAACGGCUGGCAUUGGGGAGUGGCUGGGCGCAUCCUGGGCUUCGCCCGCCGCCUGCCCGCCUCGCCUCGGACCUCUACAUUGCAGUGGCUGACCCAGGCCUGGGCGGGACGCCCGUGGGAUUUCUCCCCUCCGCCCCGGCCGUCCCCACCAGUCCUGGGCGAGGGUCUCGACAUGGGGCAGCAUUGGGCCUCGGCGCCGCUUAUGCAGCACUCUUUGGCCAGGCGCCCAGAGUUGGAGCCGGCCCUCUCGGCGGUUCUCCACCUCCGGCGGCAGUGGCGACAUGACCUUUGCCGCAUCCGCCGGGAGGUCGUCGCGGAGCUCCUCACGACACACGGGCCUGGCUCCAGGAACUGCCGGCCCAUGUCAGGGCUGCCUAUACGAUCUCGGACCGCCCCGGGGCCAACCUUCCUGGGCCUGCUCCGCGACCUCGGCUACCCCGCGACCGCGGACCUCGAAGAGGACCUGCGCCUGGGCUUUGACAUGCUUGGCCCGGAGAACCCGCCCUACGUCGCGGCCAAGUGCUCCAGGGGGCGCUCCGGCGUCCACACGGCGGCCCUCCUGGAGGAGUUGGUGCAAGAGGCCCGCCUGGGUCGAGUCACCGGCCCUUGCGCCGCUCCCGACCACUGGUCCGUGGCAACCUCGGCGCUGCCCUGGACGGCUGACAUGCACACUUUGCGCCAGCCGCCGCUGGGCGACUGCUUCGCCGCCCUCUCCUUCGCCAUUUGCCAGGUCGACGAGAACGGGGACCUCAAACUACGCCGGGGCGAGGACUGGCGCCGGUCAGGCCACAACGCCACCAUGAGCGCCGGGGACGUGCCCACCCACCACUUCCUGGGAGACAUU